Mesoplodon densirostris (Blainville's beaked whale) is the source of this 382-nucleotide messenger RNA. Its product is annotated as COX assembly mitochondrial protein homolog. Lineage: Eukaryota; Metazoa; Chordata; Mammalia; Artiodactyla; Ziphiidae. The coding region runs from base 1 to 321 and encodes 106 amino acids. The record is from RefSeq and is a predicted model, not a curated record. Gene Ontology annotation, cellular component: mitochondrion. The transcript has a single exon.
AUGGCGCUCGACCCCACAGAGCCGCAUCUCAGACGAGUCGAAAGAGAUGCUUUGAUCCCUAAAAUAAUGAGAGAAAAGGCCCGAGAGAGAUGUUCUGAACAAGUUCAAGAUUUCACUAAAUGUUGCAAGGACUCUGGAAUCCUUGUGGUAGUAAGAUGCCAGAAAGAAAAUUCUGCAUUGAAAGAAUGUCUAACUGCUUACUAUAAUGAUCCAGCCUUUCAUGAAGAAUGCAAAAUGGAAUACCUGAAGGAAAGGAAGGAAUUCAGAAAAAUUGGAAUUCCUACCAAGAAAAGGCUGAGGAAGCUUCCCACAAGCAUGUAGGCAAAUAUUCAAAUGAUACUCAGGAACGCCAAUGUUCAUGGAAAUCACAGUCACCUGAAAU